UUGUUGUGUCAAGGAAAACUGUGAUGUGGUCUUUUUCUUUGAAACAAGUUGUUUCCAUAUUACUUGCUAUAACAACCAGUUGUGCAAGCCUUUAAUUAGAACUGGGGAUAAAUUUAAACAUUCUUACAUGAUCCAAGUGCGAGACCCAGAUCAGAAAGAUUUUCCCUGGAAUGAAAAUUUACAGCCUGAAGAAUGGAUGUCCAUACUAGAUGAAGAAAUACCUCGAGAGACUGACAAUAGUGAAACACCCUACAUCGUUGAAGGUAAUAAAAUUUCUCAGGUCACCACAGAUGCAAGCAACUCAGUUCCAGUGACACCAUCACGGAAGAAAAAUUGUUUAUAUGGUGUAGAUGAAUAUUGUCCCAUCAAUGAAUACUGUGCCCUCAGAAACACCAGAGCUCGGCAAGGCUUGUGCAAGUGUAAAGUUGGUUACACAAGGUCAUUGCUUACAGGGCAUUGCCAGCUUAUAAAAGCAAGUAGCAGUACCUUCACAGCAAUGGAUACAUCUGUUACAACGUUACCAACAACCAUUAGUGCAGCAAAUACACAUCCAUCUACUACUACAAACUUUGGAGAUAAAAACAGUAGUGUGGUAGAUACUAAGUCCAGUUCCACUUCUGCUCCUUUAAUUCACCAUUUGGUGGUUUCAGCAGGAGGUAACAAGCAAAUUCAAUUACCUGAAAAUGAAGUAACUUUGUCAGCAUAUGCUUUGCCUCAAGAGAAAGAAGGAGAGAAGUACGAGUAUCGUUGGACUUUGGUAUCUCAACCAGGUGGAGAUGAGGAAACGGGAAUUAUGCAAGGUCAAACAAGUUCAACUCUAAAAUUAUCAAAGCUCCGAGCUGGCAUAUACGUGUUUGAGAUUGCUGUCACUGGGAAUGGAUCAUAUGGAACAGACACAGUUAAUGUUACUGUUUUACCACCCAAACGGAACAACAAGCCACCUGUAGCUAUCAUCCAGCCUUCCAAUGUUACUGUGAAACUCCCAAAUAAAGACACUGUUUUAGAUGGUUCUUACAGUACAGAUGAUGAUAAAAUUGUUGAAUAUCAUUGGGAAGUCAUAACUCUUCCUAUUGGAUACAAGAUUCAAUUGAAUGAUACUAAUACAGUCCAGUUAAUAAACCUUAUUCCAGGGCUUUAUCGCUUCAAGCUUACUGUAAAAGAUUCUGAUGGAAUUUCCAAUUCAACCUUUGCCAAUGUAACAGUUCUGAGGGAGAAAGAUUACCCUCCGACAGCUAAUGCUGGAUCAGAUGUUGUCAUUUACCUUCCCCGAGAUCAAGUGACACUAAAUGGGAACCUCAGCAGUGAUGACAAAGACAUUAAAAGCUACCAAUGGAUGAAGAGUCCAGAAAUAGACAAGUCUGUGGACAUGGAGGGUACUAGUAGCCCGUACCUUCAUCUAUCUCACUUGGAAGUUGGGGUUUACAAGUUUAUUUUGAAAGUGACAGACACAUCUGACCAAACAGCUGAAGCAGAAGUUCACGUGUUUGUUAAACCAGAAAGUAAUAUUCCUCCAAAAGCAGUUGCUGGUGAAGAUAUUAGGGUAUCAUUACCAUUAGAUGGACCAGUUCUCCUUAAUGGGAAAUUAAGCUCUGAUGAUAUAGGAAUCACAACUUGGAACUGGAAACAGAUAGAUGGACCUAAACGUACAAAAAUAGAAAAUGAUAACACAUCUACUGCUCGUGUUUCUGAUCUAGUACCAGGAGAGUAUAUAUUCAGGUUGACUGUAUGUGAUGAUAAAGCACAAUGCACUUCUGAUAAUGUCAGCAUCAUUGUAACUCAAAGAGAGAACACUCCACCAAGGGCAAAUGCAGGAGGUGAUAAAACCAUCCACCUACCAUUUGAUCUGGUAAUAUUAAAUGGAAGCAAGUCCUGGGAUGAUGUGGAAAUCCUCUCUUAUGUCUGGACUAGAGAUCCAUCUUCACUUGCAGCUGGGGACAUAAUAGAAAAUUCUGACCACAGUCCAGUUCUCAAACUCAUUAAUGUCCUCCCAGGCCGUUACUUGUUUCGUUUGACUGUUACAGAUAAACAAGGAGCCUCCAGUUCUGACACAGCAUCCCUAAUUGUGAAGAGUCCCUCAAAUGUGCUCAAUCAAGUGGAACUCAUUUUGAAUGCUGAUAUCAAUAGUUUCACUGCUGACCAAGAGGAUACACUUGUCAAACAGCUAGAGCUUCUUCUCUGUACACUUGAAGGAUGUAGCCUUAGAGUCCUCAGUUUGGAUGCAAAUAAACACACUCGUAGGGUGAGACUUACAUUUGUAGUGGAGAAAGUACAACCAGGUGGAGUUACUACCUUAAGUAAAGGCUUGGAUGUAGUUGCUGCUCUUAAGAAGAAGUUACGGACUGAUAGUAGCCUGCUAAGUUUGGAAGUUUUGUCUUUAGACACAGUCGUGUGUCAAAAUGAAUGCUCCAAUCAUGGAACAUGUGACCAGUAUACAAAACAUUGUGUCUGUGAUGCCUUCUGGAUGGAAAAUAUUUUCAGGUUUUAUAUGAAAGAUGAAGAAAGUAACUGUGAUUGGAGUGUCCUAUAUGUUGUAAUCAUUUCUUUUUGUGGAGUAACUGCAGUUGCUGGGUUUAUCUGGGGAAUUUCUUGUCUUUGUAGAAAAACAAGAUGUCGGAAACACAAGAAACGCCAUCGAUAUGCCCUUCUUGAAGAUUUCAGUGAUAAAGAGAGGAAUGGAAUACCUUUAAUGGCUAGAGGAAAGCCACAAAGCAGCAGUGUCAUGGUAUCGGAAUCUGAUUCUGACACACUCUUUGACUCCAGAACAAGGCUGAGGAUGAAACAAAAUGGGAAACCCCCCAAUGGUGUCAUCAAAAAUGGAAGAAAAAUCAAAACGUGACAUAUAUCUUGAUUCACUCAAGCUCACCUGAGACUUCCUGAACUUUUAAAAUACGCAAUCAUAGAGACAUAGCAACAUUCUUUGUGUAGUUGGGGUUUAUAUUAGACAGUUUCUGCUACUGCUAGUAUUAGAUGCUAGACCUAAUGAGUAUGAUUUUUAUGUUGUUUGUAAUACAACCUUUUUUUAAUUGAACAAUUUUUAUUCUUUUUAAAGAGGUAAUUAUUGCUAUUUUAUCAAAUUUAUAAAAUGAAAUAAUUUACAGUUUUCGUUUCUGAGUAAGUAGAACAUGAGUGAAAACUACAAGAAGUUAGAUUUCUGUUAAAUCCCAUAAUGAUUGUUGUGCCAAUUAAGUAGUGAGAAAGACAGGAAAAAAAAAGAUUUUACAACUGUGUUGAUCGUUUUAUUACAAGUUACUUAUUUACUUUGUGAAAAAUAAUUCACUCGAGUUGGUUUAUACUUUAAAGGCACUAAAUGCUUCUAAAAUUCAAAAACUUGCAAUGCUUGAAAAAAAUAGACAUUUUGUAUUGGUAGUUCAUGAAAGAAUAAGAAGCAGUACAAGUAAGCUUGAAUAAACUAGUGCACCCACUACAGUGAUAUGUAUGUGCAUAUAUCAAAGUAUUAAAACAUAUAUAGGAUAUUAUAACAUAUAACCACCAGUUUUCUUGUUAUUUCUAUAGCAAAAUAUGUGGGAAGUCCCAGAUUAUAUACAAUGUGGAAUAUAAGUGUAAUUACUUCACUGAAGUUUGGCGUUGCUGUAUAUUAAAACCACCAAUGUUUCAGAUUUCACUCUAAAGAAACGAAAUAAAUUUGUCACAAAAAAGAAAAAAAAAACUUGUUCAUUGCUUGCCCUACCAGCAUUUGUUAUUUCAUGACACCAAACUUUAACAUAAGUAUAAAUGUUAAAUCAUAAUAAGUAAGGAAAAAUUGCAUUAAACUGCUGAUGAUAUCCCAAAAAUAUAAUAGAUGUAUUUUAUAUAGUGUUUCAGUUAUAAAUGCCUACAAAUCAUGUACAACUUUUUUUUUUUAUAAGUAGUUUUGAAUAGACUAUUGGAGCACUGUAGUGUUUUAUCCAAUUUAUAACUUAAAAGUUUAUUAUAACAGUUCACCAGUUUCUGCAUUCAACACCAUUUGUCCUGUAAGUGUUUGAUAUGGUUCAACCUUGUAGGUUUGUCACGUCAGCUUCUUGAAUGUGCCUUUCUGAUGUGAACAACAUUUGCCUAUAGUGUUGCAUGGAAUCGAAUUCACUCUGGAAAUGAGUUUGCCACAGUUUGGCUGUUCCCACUAAAAGAAACUGACAAUUGCUAAAAGUACUUGUUGAUUUUGUUAUAAUUAACACUGAUGUUUUUACUGUUAGAACAUUUUUGGUAAUGCUUUCAUUUUAAGUACAUGUUUGAGAAAGAGUUGAUGAGAAUGAUAUUCUGCUACAAAAUUUAAAUCAGAUUCACUGCAAGUUAUCUCAGUUUAUUUAUUUUUGUUUCCCACAAGUAUAAUUCUGCUAGCUAAUACCAAUUAAGAACAAAUGGUUUAUUUUAAACUUUAUUUUAACAUAAUUUAUUUACUCUUUUUUUAAAUAUAAUAUUCUUAUUUUGGUCCUCUUUCUGUCGUUUUUUUUAUUUAAUGUCCUCGGGAAACCAAGAAAAUAAAUACUUGAAAACUUAUUUCAAAAAUGUUUUAGAUAUUAAAGCAGUACAUGUGCUUUAGAUGUUAGGCUUUGAACAAUAUUUAUUAUUCAAAUAUACAACAACAGGAAAUAAUUAUCAAUUUAUCAGAACCUUCCUGUAUACUGGGUGUAACAAAAGUAGCUCCCAUUGGGCAUCUCGGAGUCCCAAAUAUUCCAAACAGUUUCUGUCACUACUAAACACCAGUGUGUAUGGAUGUCUCAUGUUUUAUUGCAGGCUGUACAUUUUGGUAAUUUUAUGCUUAAAAUAAACAGUGAACAAAAUUUUUUGUAUAGAGUGAUAUUUUUAUUAUACCCUAUAGAUUGCAAAAAAUAUGUCUUCAUUUUUGUCUUGAUCUUAAUUUUGAUGUAACAGAAGUAUUAUUUUUAACUUUAUUUUGUAAGUAUACUUUUCUUAAAACUAUACCUAGCUUGAAAAAAAAUUGUUUAAAUAGUUAUCUUUUUAUUUCAUUGUUUGUUACUUACUUCUUAUGUAUGUUUCUUUUUCAACCAUAAAACAAAUAUCUUUAAAAUUCUCUGUUGUUUUUUGUAGAGUGUAUGAAAUUGAAGUUAUUUUAGUUGGAUAACACAGCCACUGUUUUAAUAAAAGUUUCUCUCAUGAUAUGUUGUUAACUAAAAUGUACAGAAAUCACUCUGGAAGAUGUGUUGAGCAUUUACAACACUUCAGUUUACAUUAUCUCCAUGUUUUUGAUGUCCUCUUUACUAAAUGUUUUUUUGGAGGUACAUACUACUGUAUGCCGAUAUUGGUGAUGAUUUAAAAUGAAAUAAUAUAUAUAUAGCUUAUCUGUCUUCUUUUGACUUUAACAAUCUUUUUUAGCUACACAAGUGUAAAAAUGUCUAGUCAUUUCCACAGUUCAUACUUGUCCUUAAAAAUUUUAGUUCCUAAAUGUUUAUCCUAUAAAUUUGUUAGAUGUUACACAUUUUCCAGAAAUCGUGUAUAACCAGUGUUGUAGUCAUGUUUGGUAGAGGCCUUCCACAAUUAUCUAUAUUUAUCUAAGUAUAUCCCCCCCCCCCUCCCCAUCAAGCCACCCAAUUUCAUUAAUUUAUAAGCUAUUAUUACAGAUCUU
Molecule: messenger RNA, 5581 nt
Organism: Limulus polyphemus (Atlantic horseshoe crab)
Lineage: Eukaryota; Metazoa; Arthropoda; Merostomata; Xiphosura; Limulidae
Product: dyslexia-associated protein KIAA0319-like protein
Exons: 20
Coding region: 128-2836 (902 amino acids)
Cellular component (GO): cytoplasmic vesicle; plasma membrane
Source: RefSeq, a predicted model, not a curated record